UAGCCAGUCUUUCUACUCGGCUUAAAGGCGGGUUUUGUGUAGCACUGCACGGCUAUUGUAUAAAAGCUUGAUGGACUCUUACCAGAUACUCACUUAAAAUUGGUUUUGCAUUUUGAAAUCUUUAGCCUUAAUAUAGUGACUGGAAACUGUGGCAAUGGAUUUAUGCACUUUUCUUCUACUAAGUUUGGCUUUGGAUCUUUGUCUUGCAUCACCUAUAGAAUGGAAGGAUAUUCCAGACAUAAACAAAGGUUUAAAUCUCACGGAAGGAGACAUCAUGAUGCCUAAUGAAAGGAGCGUCAUUCUUGGCAAUCUGUGGAAUAUUCCCGUCCCCUAUGUGCUGACUGCGGAUCUCAGUUUGAACUAUAAAGGAGUUAUUUUGAGAGCCUUUGAACAGUUCAGACUGAAAUCAUGUAUUGACUUCAAGCCCAGAGCAGCAGAAGACUUUUACAUCUCUGUGGAGAGUCUUACAGGGUGUUGGUCAUAUGUUGGUCGCAUAACUGCUGGAGGUCAGAAUCUUUCCAUUGGAAAUGGCUGUGGAAGAAAAGCCAUUGUUGAGCAUGAGUUUCUUCAUGCACUGGGAUUUUGGCAUGAGCAGUCAAGAUAUGACAGAGAUGAUUACCUGACCAUCAACUUUGAAAACAUCAUUAAAGGGCAGGAGAACAAUUUCCAAAAAUACAAUGAGAGCCAGUCUACCACCCAAGGCACCCCCUAUGACUACUACUCUGUGAUGCAUUAUGCUAAAAAUGACUUCAGCAAUGGUAAUGGAUUCACAAUCACUACCAAACGUCCUGAGUUCCAAGAUGUGAUUGGUCAACGCCUGGAAAUGAGUGAAUAUGAUGUGACAGAGCUCAACAAACUCUAUAAAUGUAAUUCUUUCAUCUCUUUCCUUGAUCACUGUAGUUUUGAUGAUGAAUCUAAGUGUCAGAUGAGCGUCUGUUCUGCUGCUGAUUAUGGCUGGCAGAGAGUGAAGUCAGUGAGUGGCAUCGGUGUGACUGACCACACAUACUUGGGCAAAGAACAAAAUGGGACGUCUUUCUUCAUGCACUUCAGCACUGAGGGCAGAAAUGAGGGGGACACAGCCAGACUGGAGAGCAAGAUAAUGACCCCUGCAAGAGACUGCAAAGUCCAGUGCCUGCAGUUCUACUACUAUCACAGUGGUAAUGAGUCUGCCCAGCUCAACAUCUGGAUCCGAGAGUAUCAGAAUGCAACAGAUAGCAGAGGAACUCUCCGUCUUAUGGAUCAGAUCAAAGGAUCCCCUGGUAAUUACUGGAAGCUGCAUCAUGUGACACUGAACGCUAACAAAACCUUUCAAGUUGUAUUUGAAGCCCGUAAAGGGGCUGGAAACUCCAGUGGAGGAUUUUCACUGGAUGAUAUCAAUAUUUCAGAGACUGAUUGUCCCCACACAUGGCAGAUAAGAGACUCUGAGAAGGUUUUGAACAACAGUGGGUCAUUCUCGAUGUACAGUCCAUUGUAUUACUCCAGUGAUGGUUAUCGCUUUCAGGCUAGCUUAAGUGUGUAUCAGGAUUCCUUUUCUAUAUCUGUUCGUCCUGUAUCUGGUGCAUAUGAUGGCCAGUUGCAGUGGCCAUGUCCAUGGAGACAAAUAACCUUGCAGAUGCUUGACCAGAAUCCGCACAUACAGAAGCAAAUGUCCCUUGAGCAAAGCUUCACGACUGAGCCUGCUUUGGGUUCUUACAGCUACUGGGACAAUCCUAAAAAUGGAGGAAAUCAAGUCAUUUUCGGCAAUGAGUCUGUAUUUGUGGGUGCUUGGGUUAAUGCAUAUUACAUAAGAAAAGAUGAUCUGACUAAAAGGGAGUUUAUCAAGGGUGGUGACAUCAUGUUUCUAUUCAGCAUGCAAGAUAUCUCAGGGCUACUUCAGAAGGACUCUCUACCCUGCCCUAAAGCAACAGUGAAGAGCUUCAACGUUACUCUGAAUGCGACUGCCCAGCAGGGACCAUGUGUUCCAAGAGUUCUUCCUACAACUACACCAGGACCCACUGAUGCAUGUGUAGGCACAUCUUGCAAUUCCAGUGUGAAGACGGCUUCCUCUCUGAUCACCUUGGUGGUUUGCAUUCUUUUGCUAAUGAGUUAAUCAUGACGGAUCACCAUUAUUAAACCUAUGUCUGACUACACAAGAGUUCAGUGCAAAAGAACUGCAUGUAUCUUUAGCUUUCUAGAAUAUGAUCAUUAAAUAUGCAUUGUUGAUUAAUUAUGUGUAUUGUUAAUACAUUGUCUAUAUUCAUCAUAUUCAUUAUCAACAAUCAAUAUUAUAUCUUAGCGUUAAUCAUGAUGUUUACCAAUGUAUUGUCAAACUCUUUCAUAAUGCAUGAUUUCACAUUCUUUGUAGAGUAAAUAUUUGGUGUAAGGUAUAUAUUUGCCAUAUCUUAUUUUUUUCUAACUGAUUAAUCCUUGCACAGAAACUAUUGGUUUUAAAAUACAAAUCUAAUCUUUUUUCUUCACUGUAUAAGUAACAAAACAAUGCAGCACGUAAUCAGUUAAAUAAAUAUUACUAAAAUGUUCAA
Molecule: messenger RNA, 2519 nt
Organism: Onychostoma macrolepis
Lineage: Eukaryota; Metazoa; Chordata; Actinopteri; Cypriniformes; Cyprinidae
Product: meprin A subunit beta-like
Exons: 15
Coding region: 155-2089 (644 amino acids)
Biological process (GO): proteolysis
Cellular component (GO): membrane
Molecular function (GO): zinc ion binding; metalloendopeptidase activity; protein binding
Source: RefSeq, a predicted model, not a curated record